This is a messenger RNA of Coregonus clupeaformis (lake whitefish), 1648 nucleotides long. RefSeq names its product leucine-rich repeat-containing protein 14B-like. The transcript is spliced from 2 exons. Gene Ontology annotation, cellular component: cytoplasm. The record is from RefSeq and is a predicted model, not a curated record. Bases 455 to 1174 code for a protein of 239 amino acids. Lineage: Eukaryota; Metazoa; Chordata; Actinopteri; Salmoniformes; Salmonidae.
AGCCUCUCUUUCGCCACACGAUACCACAGCAAACGAGGUCCAGACAGAUGUACAGUACUAGCAGAGACAAAGAAUCAACACACGGGGAGAGAGCAACAACACAAACACAUCCAGUCACAAGGGCUGAUUGGUCGAUCCUAACACUUCAAGACCCAGACCUCGAGGACAGGAGAGGGAGAAGACAGAAUAGAGAAGAGAGAGCCAUGAAGAGCCUGAGGUUCCUCGCUGCUGAGGGCUUCGCUCAGAGUGGCCCGAGCGCCAGGGAGAACCUUAGCUGUGAGUCGUACAACCUCUACCCGCUCCUCUUCAAGGCCUGCUACCUGCAUGAGAAGGCCCUCCUCCUCCACGACCUGGUCCAAAUCUGGACGUGCGAAGGCUGGGUUCGGAUGAAGACCACCUGCUGGCGACCAUUGGGGAUCUGCUGAGCCGGCUGACUGAGCUGACAGAGCUCUACAUGGGCUUCUCCACCCUCACCGGACACCUGCGAAGACUGCUAAGCCCCCUGACCACCCCACUGCAAUGCCUGGAGCUGGCCAACUGUAACCUGAACCGUGUGGACAUGGCCUACCUGGCCAACAGCCUGCACAGUGAGAACCUGGUCAGUCUGGACAUAAGUGGUCACAACGUGUGCGGCCUCUUCCCCACCACCUUCAUCAAGCUCCUCCAGCGCUGCGCCGCCACCCUCCACAGCCUCACCCUGGAGGACUGUGACCUGGAAGACGAACACAUGGACAUCCUGACCCAGGCCCUGGCUCCCUGUCGCGGCCUGGAGGAGCUGAAGAUACUGGGCAACCCUCUGACCGCCACGGCCCUGCGCCGCCUCUUCUCCACUCUGGCUGCUGGGUUCCCAGCCAUGAGGUACGUGGAGCUGCCAGUGCCUCGGGACUGCUACCCUGAGGACGUCACCUACCCCCUGGAUGAGACAGUGCUGCUGCAGUACGACAGGGAGAUGUUCCAGGUGGUCAGAGGUCAACUGAUGGGGAUCCUUCAGGGGGUGGGGAGGGGGAACGUGGAGGUAGUCACCCCCCUGUUGGGCGCUUAUGACGCAGAUAUCAAUGAGACCAGUAAUGAGCUGGGGGUGUCCAUGGUGAAAUCCUUCAACAGCAUCAUUGGAAACUUUAUUGAUACCAUUAAGAUCGUGGACAACAGGAGAUCCAACAAAGAGGUAGAUUAAAGUACAGGUAGAAUACCAGAGAGCGGGAAAUAGAGGGUUGAUAGAGCAAGGGUGUGUGCAAUACAAAGGGUUCAUAUUUCUCAAUCGUCAAUAGUGGCUUGCCACAUUUACAUUUCCACUGAUCUAAAGACAUCUAAGAAAUCAGUGCAAAUAAAGGGAAGGAGACAACUUUAGACUAUUGGGAAUGCAUAUGAAGGCCUUGAGGAACUUCAUUUUAUAUACAUAUGUACUGAUUCAUAAGUACUUGCAACAGAUAUUUGACAUAAGUACUGCCCCAUUAUCAUGGGAUUUUUUUGACAUGCAACUGGCGUUCGAUUAUAGUAUAGAGUAAAUUGUCAUUUUGGUCUUCCAUUCAUGAGUGGCAAUCAGAGUAAUGCAUUAUUUGAGUACUUAUUAUAUACAUAUAAACGUCCUCUCACUGUCAACUGCAUUUAUUUUCAGCAAACUUAACAUGUGUAAAUAUUUGUAUGAACA